GCGUGCCUUGGCUCCUCCUGGCCAACCCCUUAUAGUACCCCGCUGCUCGAUCGAUCGAAGCAGCGAAGCAGCCAUGCUCGGGCCAUGAAGAAGCUCUCCUGCUGCCUUCUCCUCGUCUUCUUUGCCGUGGCGGCGCGCGCGUCGUCGCGCGGAGCCGUCGUCACAGGCGUGGGCGGCGGCGGCGGCGGCGGCGUGGCCGCGUUGUCGGACCCGGAGAACCAGUGCGUGUACACGGUGUACGUGCGGACGGGCUCCAUCUGGAAGGGCGGCACGGACUCGACGAUCGGGGUCACGCUGCGUGGCGCCGACGGCACCGGCAUCCGGAUCCGGGACCUGGCGCGGUGGGGCGGGCUGAUGGGGGCCGGCCACAACUACUACGAGCGCGGCAACCUCGACAUCUUCAGCGGCCGCGGGCCCUGCAUGCGCCAGGAGCCGUGCUGGGCGAACCUCACCUCUGACGGCGCCGGCGCGCACCAUGGGUGGUACUGCAACUACGUCGAGGUUACGGCCACGGGGCCCCACCUGGGGUGCGCGCAGCAGCUGUUCACCGUCGAGCAGUGGCUCGCCACCGACGCCCCGCCCUACCGCCUGUACAAGGUCGUCGACAACUGCGGCGCCAAGCGGGAGCAGUCGCUCGUGACCGUGCUGUAAAUCGAAGCUCCUGCCUGUGCCACGAUUGUAGGAUGUGCAAUGUAGCAAGUUCUCUGAAUAAAUAGAUGAAGAAGCCCAGAACAGCUGCAGCAAGUUCGCAGUUCUCUGAACUUCUCUGAACGUCUGAAACUCGACUAUUGUAGCUGAUCCAAAAACCACCAGAUUUCCGUCAGAUAAAUGAGAGAUUGAGAGGGAGAGCAGAGCGCUGGUGCUUGUGAACUCGUCGGAGUUUGCAGGUGCUAACAGAUCGUAUGCAUACUUCUUUCACUUGCGUUGAUUUCUCCGGGCGUACUGUGAAGGCUGUGUCGGUAGAAUCAGAAUAUGAAUCUGUACAAGGAAUCGAUAAGUUGUAUCGAGGGCUUGAGGCCUUUGGCGUUUGUUACACGAAUUGAAAA
This is a messenger RNA of Phragmites australis (common reed), 1046 nucleotides long. RefSeq names its product PLAT domain-containing protein 1-like. Lineage: Eukaryota; Viridiplantae; Streptophyta; Magnoliopsida; Poales; Poaceae. Gene Ontology annotation, molecular function: protein binding. The record is from RefSeq and is a predicted model, not a curated record. Bases 85 to 651 code for a protein of 188 amino acids. The transcript is spliced from 2 exons.